This is a messenger RNA of Eleginops maclovinus (Patagonian blennie), 4158 nucleotides long. It is a transcript of the gene ndrg2, whose product is annotated as NDRG family member 2. NCBI's taxonomy places the organism in Eukaryota, Metazoa, Chordata, Actinopteri, Perciformes, Eleginopidae. Gene Ontology annotation, cellular component: cytoplasm. The transcript has 16 exons. Gene Ontology annotation, biological process: signal transduction. The coding region runs from base 438 to 1541 and encodes 367 amino acids. The record is from RefSeq and is a predicted model, not a curated record.
GGAGCUGCCACAAGGUUCAUAAAUAUUACCCCUUCACUUAUUCAAAAUCAAAUAACACAUUUAUUUCGUACCUGUUUCAGUUUUAUCUCUGGACAACUUUUCCAAACACCCCUAAAAACUCCAUCGCCACAUUUUGCCUUUUGAUUGACCGCUGCAUAUAUAUUUUUUUCUGUGUGCUGAAUUUUCCUCCUGCUGGAAAAGGAUAAAAAAAACAACACUGGGGGAAACAGAGGAACAAGGCACAGUGGAAAAUACAGGAGGUUGAGGAAAAAGUGAAAUAACAGGAGUCUAGCGGAGAGAUUGGAGGAACAGGUUGGAAAGAAAGCAAGAAGACAAGUGGAGAACGAGCCUUGACAUAUAUCAUUUUAAGAAAUCCUUGCUUUUGUGUGGAGAUUUUUUUUUUGUUGCCUAUCUGCUGAUUUAGAGGAGUUGACGCCAUGACGACAGAAAUGCAGGAAAUCGCCAUCACGGAGGAGAAGCCAUUACUGACGGGUCAGGCGGAAGCCAAGGAUGUUGAACUGGCUGCUAGGAUACUCCUGGACCAAGGACAGGAGCACAGUAUCGAGACCCCGCACGGUGUUCUGCACGUGACCCUUCACGGCACACGGACCACCCGCAGGCCUGCCAUCCUCACCUUCCAUGACGUGGGUCUGGAAAGUAAGAGCUGCUUCUCCCCUCUGUUCAAGUUCGAGGAGAUGCAGGAGAUUGUGAAGAACUUCACCCUGAUUCAUGUUGAUGCUCCGGGGCAGGAGGAGGGGGCUGCUGCCUACCCCGCAGGCUACCAGUAUCCCACCAUGGACACCGUAGCGGAGAUGAUCCCAUCCGUCCUGCAGUUUUUCAACUUCCGUACUGUAAUCGGAGUGGGUGUGGGGGUCGGAGCGUACAUCCUCUCCAAGUUUGCACUGGCAAACCCAGAUUCAGUGGAAGGUCUGGUUUUGGUCAACAUCGACACUAACGCCAGAGGAUGGAUCGACUGGGCUGCUCAGAAGCUCGUCUCCGUGACGUCUUCCCUCACAGAGCAGAUCAUGUCCCACCUCUUCAGUCAGGAGGAGCUGUCCGCCAACACAGAGCUAGUGCAGUUUCACAGAGAGCGCAUCUCCAAAGCGUCCAAUAUGGUCAACAUAGAGCUCUUCUGGAAGACUUACAACAGCCGUAGAGACUUGAACAUCGACCGCAACAGCACCUUCAAGUGUCCAGUGAUGUUGGUGGUGGGAGAUCAGGCUCCAUAUGAGGAAGCUGCCGUGGAGUGCAACAGCAAAAUGGACCCAACAACAACCUCAUUCUUAAAGAUGGCUGACGCUGGUGGUCUCCCUCAGCUGACCCAGCCUGCUAAACUGACUGAGGCUUUCAAGUACUUCAUCCAAGGAAUGGGAUACAUGGCUUCAUCUUGCAUGACCCGCCUGUCCCGCUCCCGCACUACCUCCCUGUCCUCCUCCUACUCCAUGGAUGGGUCGCGCUCUCGCUCCCGCACCCUGUCUCAGGGCUCUCAGGGCGGACAGAUGCCGCCCAGCCCCUCCCAAACCAUGGAGGUGUCUUGCUGAAGGAAAAAAAUAAAUAAAAAUAGCUAAAGAGAUAGAGGGUGAGAAAGAAAGAGGGCAAACAGAAAGGGAAAGAUGAAGCGCGACGAUAAUGAAGGAACAAGACGAAUGGGUUACUUAUUUGUCACUUAACAACUCCCAUCAUUCCCCACAAGAGCAGAAUAGGAUAAGAGAUGGAGGGAGACAGAGAACAGUCCUCCUCCUUUCUGCUGAAAUCAAAGUGGAUUGGGCUGUUCUACAACAAACAUAAAAAGUACAGGAAUGAGAGAUUAAUAAAAAGGGGGGAGUCGAGGAAAUAAUGUCGACCAGUCCUGUCUCCCUCCCUCUUUUGACUCCUAUAGAGGCCUUUAGUUUAGAGGAGGCCUAUAGACAACACACACCUUGCAGUAACCAAUGGUAAUAAUUCAGAAAUGGUUUUGUUGUUGACCCUGAUGAUUAUGGUGUUGAUGAUGAUGAUGAUGAUAAUGAUGAUGAUGAUAAUAGAUAAAACAGUUUCAGUUUAAAACAACAUAGAUUAAAAAAUAAAAGACAAAAAAAAUAGAAUUUAGCAAAGAUACUUAUAACAAUGUGUGUCUACUACUUUUUAAGCUACAUUUUACCGUGUAAUUUUUACUUUAAUCUGAUUUUAUUAUGUCAUUUGUAACCUGCCUCAGCAAAUGGCCGAAGCUACUGAUUGGUUGACCCUGUCAGCCAAUGAGAACCAUUAUAGUGACUACUUCCUCCUUGGUGUUGCCAGGUUGUUUAUGUCUUCCAUUUGCCCCGUCUAUAAGUGACUGUUUUUGUUUUUUCCAUUGGAUUUAAGGGAAGUAGGCAGGAAGCUAUUUCAUUAUUUUACUCUUUUUUUUUUUCUGGACUUGGAAGUUGCAUGCCUGGUUUUAGCCCAUGUGAAUAUCGACUGGAUACAAUUUUUUUUAAAUAUAUAUUCUGCUAAUGAGGUGUGUGUGUGUGUGUGUGUGUGUGUGUGUGUGUGUGUGUGUGUGUGUGUUUUUAUUUCCUUGGAGUGUUUGGCAAACAUGGCGGUCUACAGGUAAGCAUAGGUGAGACUAGUCGCUCACUAAGUAGUGCUUCCAAUAUUCCUGGUAGUCCCGCACUGUGACCAAAUAUCCAUGCUGGUCUGCUACUCAACAGGAAGCCUUGCAUCGCUUAGUAGCAUGCUGGUGUGGAUAUUGCAUUUCAGUGUUUGGUUAAGCCAGAAGGGAUCACUGUGUUUAUCAUCUGGGUUGUAGUCUUUUAGCCUUGCCCGUGCACGGAUACCUCCUAACAAACCCAGCUAGCAUACUUGAUUUUGAGUGCGAUGGGAAGUGUAAUGAACACGAGCUUCUCAACUAGCGGCUUUAUCCAAAACGGGGUCAAGAGAAUUGUGUUGUGAAUGUUGCGGUAUGUAUGUGUCCGAGGAAGAAAAAUGUUGGUGUAUGGAAGCGCUUUUUUUCCCUGUAAGCACAAUUAUUGCAGUAAAGACAUCCAGGGUCCUAUGGAGAAGUUUUAAUUUUGAUGCCAGCUAAACCCCCUGUGAUUGACUUAUCAAUGACCCUGUUCCAGCCCCUUCACUGCCAACACACUUGGGAAAAAAGUGUACAAAUGUUGCCUCCAUCAGUCGAAAUAUUGAGCCUUUUUUUGUCAUACAAGUAAAAAAAUAAACAGCCAAUUUCUGCACCUUGAAACAACAAAUCUCGAAUUGCAGCCAAUAAGCUUUCUUACUGCCAAAUCUAAGAGCACCCAAAUGCAGGACUCAAGAUACCGCCAUCAGAAAUGUCCCACUUAAUGAGCUUACCACUGCCCAGCAACAUGUCAUUAUGCUGAGCGUACUUUUGAAAGUCCCAGUUUUUGGACCCAGUGAGAUUAUUUUCCUUGGCAUUAUUGAGCGUGGCACCUAUUUGAACGCGUUCCUGUUCUGAUGAAGCGUUGCAUCUUUGUUUGUUUUAUGAAGAAGUUACAUUUUUAUGAAGGGUUGCCUGUUUCUGCCACACGCUAUGUAGUGGUCCCAAGCUGUUUGAUGAAGUAGAGUUGGAUGACGACAGUGACAGGAAAGACAGCUGAGUGCCUAAAUGCAAAAUGUGACGUCUACCCAGGAUGCCGCCAUGUUUUAGGCACUUAUGUUGCUGUUGAGUGCUGAAGAAUAGAUUGGAAAUGCUCCUCCCAGACUUAAAAAAAAAGCUUGAGCAAUCUAGCAUGGGAGCGUCUACCCAAAAAAAGAACAGUUGGAGCCUAGACAAUGAAAUUGCCAAAUAAGGAAAAGGAGUGGUACUUAUUUUUGGAGAGUUGAGCAGGGCUGUGUGAGUGUAAAUGCUCGUCCAUUUUGUCUUUUCAUUUUUAAUUUGUUCAUUGUCCCCCCCCCCCCCCCCCCCCCCCGACCCACUAUGUUUAAGGAUUUUUGAUUUGUUUUAUCUCUUUGAAGUGUUAGUUUACCGUCCUGAUGUGCUCACAAGUUAGUUAACCGUGUGAUAGUUCUUGUGUAACUUUUUUAGCCUUAGCACUGAUAAGGGAGAUUAAUAUAAUUAACAAAAAAAAAUAAAGGUACAAGAAUACAAUCAAUUUUACUUGUGCGGCUUAUUUCUCUGUGUAACACAAUGAACAUACAAAAAAAAAGCAAACGUAAAUAUUAAUAAAUGCUUAAAAGUAA